AUGGAGAGGAAGGCGCCGCCGCCGCGAGGCUUUGGCGGGCCCCCCGUCGCCAACGGCGCGCAACCGCAGCCGUUCGCGCGUCGGAAUGGGCCCCCAGGCGCUUUCGGAGCGCCCCCCGUCGCUGAAACUACCGAGCUGACCGCUCCCCCUCCGCCACCGCAGCAGCCUCACCCACCACAGUCUUUCGGGUUCCCAGCGGCGCGAGGACCCGUCAACACUAGCGUGAGUGCUAACAGACGCGGAUGGAAACCAGGGCGCGUCGGAGGACGUCAUGACUCACCGCUGUACGGCAAUCACCGCAAGCGCCCACCGUCUUCAUCCAUGGACAGUAAUGUGAGCUGGAGUGGCAGUGAGAUCGAGUCGAUAGGCGGCUUUGGUGGCGCGCACAGCGAGCAGGAGCAGGUGUCGAGACUGAGCUGGGCCUCGUCCGUUGCAGCCAAGGAUGAAGCUCCAAAAGCACCACAACAAGACCUUGCUUCAGCAGCGUCGCUAUUUGUAGCGCCAGAGGUACAGCAUCAACGAACUCCACCGCCUGCUGCUGCUAGUGGAGAGCAGGAGACGAAACAGGCGGCUCGAAGUGAAAGUACGAUGAACAUCCAGCCGCCGAAGACUCCGAUGGGCAAGCCGACGCAGGAUACUGAUGGAGAAAUUAGUGCCGUACAGCGCGUUCGCAUGGAGUUAUCAUCGCACGCGAGCACCCGCGCUGGGUCUCGCACCAACAGCUCGGAAAACGUGUUUGCUAGUACGAUUCCUCCUGUGUAUGAUGAAGAAAAGAGCGGUCCGCAGUCGUGCCCUUCGACGUUCAACAACACGAAGCAGCCUCAAUUUUCGAUCGACAAGCUCCGUCAAUUGCGCAGUAACGAACUGGUCGCGUCCAAGCUGUUGCCCACACGUCAAAGUGUCAACAGCCUUAUGGGUUACGUGCGAGAGCUGCAAUUGUCUGAAGCUACUCUGCGUAAGCAGCUGGUGAAAACGAAGCAGCAUACGGAGGAAGAACUAUCUCAAUCGUUAUCGAAGGUGAGCGAGUUGGAGCGAACCAUGAUGGAGGUGGAAAGAGACCGCGAAAUGGCACGACGGAAGCUGGAGGAGCAGGAAAAGCUUAUUCGCGACCUCGCAGCCAAGUUGAAGCAAGUGGAGGCAGUUAAAGCAAAGGUCAACGCAUCCUCCAGUGUUGAUGAGCUCCCUCCCAUCGCUGAAGAAAGUCAAGCGGUCACCGAGAAGACUGUGCCAGCUGAGGAGAAAGAACCCGGAACACCGGAUAUGCCUCCUCUAGCGCCAUCUCCCUCUGCCCAACCACCUCCCACGCAGCGAGAUCAGGCUCCACUGACUCCUGUUCAGCCAAAGGAUAGCAGCCGUGCAGCUCAGUUUGGACUUGCGUCACCUCGGUCACCGAACCAACCGCUUUGGGAUCCUUGGGCUUCGGGAGGUGCGACUCCCAUGAAGAACCUUCCGCCUGUGUUCACAAUCGGGUCGACCAGUUUGGAUCCAGCGGUAGCUUCAUCCACAUCGGCUGCUCCAACGUCCGCGGCCGACGCAACGACGACUGCUCCCGAAUACGAGCUUAAAUCAGUGCUGAUGUCUCCGCGCCGUGAUCAGGGCCAGGAUGAAGCUUCCGAAACUGGAGACGCUGUUGAACCGGUGAAACAGAAUGAAUCUGCUGUGGCUGCGCAACAGGAGUUUGCAGCACAGUAUCCUGGAGCAGUGUUUAAUGUUGAAGCAAUGCCGUCACCACCAUACCCGCAGCAUGAAAACUUGUCUUCGGCAGAAACGCAAGAUGGAGAGUACGGCGCGCAGAGCCAAGAAAAAGUUCCCCUUAUGAAGUCUCCUGUACAAGUUGUCCCUAUGGCUAUGGCUCCUACUGUCACGGUGGCUCCGGUCGAUGACAAUUCAUUCGAUCAGCAAGAAGCGAGUUAUGUUUCUGCAGAGGGUACAAAUGGUGCUGAGUGGAACGUAGUCCAUGAUCUGCACGUUAUGCAGCCACCUGUAGCUUCAUUUCCACCACCUGCGGAAGCUGACCCAGUUGGCGAUGCGGCCAAAACGAUCGAUGAGAACGUGACUCCUGCUGUUCCUCCUAGUUUUGCCGAUCAAGCUACUAUUUCACCGCCACCGCAAGCUAUGAGUGAAAAUUCCGCUCUGGACUUAGCUACGCCAUACAACGAGAGUACCCAGACUGCGCAAUCUGAGCAAACGCCGACCGCCGACGGAGAAAAUGUUGCUACUACUAUGUCCAGCUCUCCGCCACUAGGUUCUGCUUCUUUCCAGCCUCCCCCGAUGUCUGGAGAUCAGCCUCCUCGUCCAGCUUCGCCAGCUAAAACGGAGAGCAAGAAAGUAGCUGCAGAGCCAGUCUCUUUGGAGACCUUGUUGGUUGAUUUCUUCACGGAGGUAGACAAGAAACGCCUGAAGAUGGCAAAGGUUGAAAGCAAUGCGCACACGGACUCGCCGGACCGAGCGGCUGAUGAGAUGGAAAAAGAGAUGGAAAACGAAAGCUUUGUCAACGAAGUAGAAGCUGAGGACAAGGUGACUGAUGAACUCUAUGCGGAAGAGGUAGUUGUACCGCCGGAGGAAGUUCCUGUGGAAGUAGAUACAUUCAAGUUUGAUGACGAGCCCCAAACUGGUGACAUUGAAAUUGCAACGAAGGAGGACAUGCCGGAGGAGGAUAUCAUACCUGUUGAUAAGGAGUCAGCAGCCAUCAAGGAAGAGACCUUCCCAUUUACAUCUGAAGCAGAGGAUGAUGUUACAUCGGAAUCGACUGAUGUGGUGGAGUCUGAUGAUCCCCCAGCAAUUGAGGAGUCGGAGGAUAUCCCACUAGCUAAGGAGGCUGCGUUGGAUGAUACCAACGACGUAGAGGCUGAGCCGGAAGAUGCCAACGUCGAGUCGGCUGAUGUUUAUAACACUGAAGUUAUUGAGACCCUUACCGUGGAUGACGCUGUUUUUGCCUCAGUUGAAGAGACUGAGUCAGUGAAUGCCAAUGUGGAACCAGCUGACGUUGAUAUGGCUGAAGUGACGGAGACUACACCAAAGGACGACUCUGUACUUGCCCCGGUCACGGAGACUGAGUUCGUUGAUAGUGACGAUGAUGAAUUUUCCGCUUCCACCAAGGCUGACGCAGUGAAUGCCAUGGUUGAUGUUGUGGAAGAAGCGUCUGACGCUACCGUAGAAGACGCAGACAACACAGAAUCCUUGGAUGAAGAGAACGCUAUGGAAUCCGACGACGUCGUCGAGGUCGAAGUUCUACAGGAGGGUGUGGACUUGUCGUACACUGAAACCGUUUCGGAUACCAACCAAGAGGAACUGACCGCUGAGUCCAUCGAGAUUUUCUCCUCUGCUUUGGAGGAUGAGCUUGAGCCGGUAGAUAUUGAAGAAGAUGCAUCGUCUGAAUUAAGUGAAGCAGAAGCGGAGAAGCCUGUCGAAUCGGAAAAUGUCGCUGUGGAAUCGCCUGAGUCUGAGACUGACUCAGCUGAAGACACCGUCAUCAUUCCUAGUAUUGCUGACACCGUUGUUGAAGUGAAGGAGUUGUCGUCAGAUGCGGACGUUCUCACUGAGGCGACUGAUGGGGAAAUGGAGAGGGCUGAAGAGGAGUCGGUUCGCUCCGAAGAAUUGGAAUUGAAUGUUGAGCCUGACCUGAACGAGGAGGAGCCAGAUACUGUGGUGGUGUCUGUCGACGUUGACGAGGCCCCGGUGGUGCAGUCGGAGAAUGGAGAUGAGGUGGCCAGCACAUUGAGUGAAGAAAAUGAGGUCGAGGUAGAAAAUAACGAGCUUGAUGUUGUGGUGGAAGUCGAAGUCGAGACAACGGCGAAUAAUGACGAAGGGGAAAUGAGCGCUUCCGAUGAAGACCAUGGGGACGAAGAGGUCAUUGUGGAGCUAGACUCUGAGCUGCCUUCCAGUUCUAACGAUGUUGACGUGGUAGAGCCACUGUCUGAGGAGGGCAGUGUCGGUGUGUCGAACGAGGGUGCUGAGGUUGCCAACGAUGUGUCGAAUGAUGAAGAGCCUGUUGCAGCCCCUGUUGCUGUGGUGGAGUCUUUGUCAGAAGAUGCUGAUGUGAAGUCGGACGAGGAGGACGCUGAAGAGAAUGGCUCAGCCAUUCCUGUUGAGGUUGAAGCUUCCGUUCCCCAGUUGGAUUUGGAAGAAGUCGUUGCUACAGUUGCCGACGAAACUGUCGUACACGAGUUGGAGGAAGCGCUCGAGAACGAGGCUUCUGAACAAAAGGAGGACCUUGAAGAAGGAUUGUCUGCUUCCGCCGAGAUUGAGUCGGUCGUAGUGGAAGGAGAUGAGGAAGAUGCAGUACCGGAUUCUUUUUUUGAGAAUGACGUGGAGAGCGUGGAAGUAGUUUUGGACGAGGAGGCUGAUGGUGAUGCAGAAGCGAGUACUUUCAGUGCGGUUGAAGAGGAGCAGUCUGCGUCUGAAGUUGGCGAAUUCAGCGAACAGGGUGAGGAAUCUGUGGUGAUUGAAGCUACAGAAGCAUCGAUCGAAGCAGAUACUGAUGCACCUGAUGCCACGGAGGAUGGGACCGAGGAGAUUGAGGAUGUUGAGAAUGCUGCAUUUGCUGCUACUGAAGACGUAGAAACUCUUGCAGGGGAUGAUACUGAGUCUGCUAUUGUUGCUGAGGAAGAGCUCCCUGAUGCUGUGGAUGAAGCGUUUGCUGUCCCUGCUGACGAAGAAGCUCUAGAGGCUAUCGACGAGCCGGCGGCUGAAGAUGUACCAGAGUUGGAAGAAGCCCCUGUUAUUGAGGAACCGAUUGCGUCGAUAGAAAGCGCUGAUGAGCACGCUGAUAUCACUGAUGAGACUGAACCCAGACAAGCAACAGAUGAAUCAUCGACUACGGCUAGUGAAGAGGAGGAAAGCGGCGGUCUUGCGUCCGCCGUAAACGAGGUGCUAGCGCGGCUUGUGGAGCCUUUCGAAGCGGCGAAGACCGCUGCGCCUGAAGUAGCAACCGAAGAAGAGCUUGCUUAG
Messenger RNA from Phytophthora nicotianae INRA-310, 4950 nucleotides. RefSeq lists its product as hypothetical. The record is from RefSeq and is a predicted model, not a curated record. NCBI's taxonomy places the organism in Eukaryota, Oomycota, Peronosporomycetes, Peronosporales, Peronosporaceae. The coding region runs from base 1 to 4950 and encodes 1649 amino acids. The transcript has 3 exons.